AUGGAAAGCAAAACUAGUAGCACAUCUAAAAUUGCGGCUUCUCUGCUAAUAAUCAUCAACGGUGUCACUUUGAUAUGUUGUACCGUCCUGUUUGCGUUUAGUCUAUGGCUGAUAGCAUCACCAGGCAGUUUGUCCAAUGCUGUACAUAGUGUGGGCACGCCAGCUAUAAAGGCACUUUUAGCGCCUGAAGCAUUGUCCGUGCAAGUGGGGGUCGCAACUGCAGCGGUAAGCGGGUUCAUGGUUUGCAUCUCACUCAUGGGAUUGUACGGUGCUGUUAGUCGAUCGCAGUUCUUAUUGUUUAUGUAUUCAACACUAGUACUACUAUUAUUGCUGCUGGAGUGUGCUUUGCUCUACUACUUCUCGUCCACAUUAACUGAGAAAGGUCUGCUCGAACAGGAUGGGCAGUGGACACAUGCUCUGCGGCUGGUCUUCAGCUGCUGUGAUACUGACGUCACCUUGGGAGCAGAAGUCAAGCCGCCCUGGUCAUGCUGUGGACCGGCCUGGUACCCUGACAACUGUACGUCUACGCAGAUAUAUGAAAAGGACUGCCGGCAAACGAUUACAGCUUGGUUACACCGGUACCAAACCGCAAUCUACGCAUCCCUGGCGGUACUCCAUAUAAUAUUGUCGUCCUGCUCACUCGUACGCCGCCGCCGCAGUGUGUCCUUGUCGGACAGAUAGCGAUCACCGCGCCGUGCAAACGGCGCAUCACCAGAGACCAGGAAGCGUUCGUGGCACGUAUCCCGCGUGGCCCCGGGGGACAGCUCCGAUGACGUGCUCAUGUUGGUGUUAGGACGCGGCAGAAUCGGCUGGGUCGACAAACCCUGACAGAUGACUGGUGUGGAUGUGUAAUAAAUAAACACUGGACAACCAACACAAUUUCACCAUCAGAUGUGCCGUAUGCUUGUUUACCACCAUUGUAGUAUAAAAAAAAAACACAAAAAAAGAUUGACAUCAUUAUUCGUCCAUUUAUCUUUUGUAUGUAUACAUUCUCAUGGAUGGACCAAAUGAACCGCACGGGAAGUACAAGCUUUCAAAUAAAAAAAGAAUCAUCGAAAUCGGUUUACCCGUCAAAACUUCUGAGGUAACAAACAUAAAUUAUAUAGUAAGAUACAAAACUGUAUUAUGUAGCAAGCAAAUAAAUAAAUUUUUAUUAUUUUUGAAAAAAUACAGUCUAAUAGAAAAUCUUCUCCUUUUUAGAAGUCGGUUAGAAAGUACAGCGCCCAAGGAAUUUGUUAUUAAUGGUGACUAUUUUAAGGAUGAUUAUGCAAUGGUCCAACUCUCCUGCGUGUGCAAU
This is a messenger RNA of Achroia grisella, 1297 nucleotides long. RefSeq lists its product as uncharacterized. The coding region runs from base 1 to 681 and encodes 226 amino acids. Gene Ontology annotation, cellular component: membrane. Lineage: Eukaryota; Metazoa; Arthropoda; Insecta; Lepidoptera; Pyralidae. The transcript has 8 exons. The record is from RefSeq and is a predicted model, not a curated record.